Molecule: messenger RNA, 1111 nt
Organism: Megalopta genalis
Lineage: Eukaryota; Metazoa; Arthropoda; Insecta; Hymenoptera; Halictidae
Biological process (GO): G protein-coupled receptor signaling pathway
Cellular component (GO): plasma membrane
Molecular function (GO): G protein-coupled receptor activity
Source: RefSeq, a predicted model, not a curated record
UUAUACAAAAGAUUAUUUACAUAGAUUACUAUAGAACGCCCUAGAGCAUCGAGCAACAUUUUCGAGCAACAUGGAGAUUUGGUUCCCAACGAUCUCCCCUUCGCCUCCUAAAACGACGAGUAUCACGAAAAUCAACACGGUGAAAUCGAGCAUCCCCAAAACCACGGCUCGAAUCGCGGACCUGACGUUCGUCUUUUUCGGAGUCAGCCUGAACUUCUUCAUGAUAGGGGUGAUACUAUCGAAAGCUUCGAUGAGAACAGCCAUGAAUUUCUACAUCGUCAGCCUGGCCUGUUCGAACAUGGUGAUCCUGAUCGAACCGUGGCAAGAAAUAAUGAAUUGCUUCUUCUCCGUCGACAGGAUAUUGAACAUGGAUUACGUCUGUCUGAUAAGCUUCGACGUUUCCGUGAUAACUAUAGGUGUGCUGAAAUUUCUCCUCUACGUCAACGUGUUCCGGCAUGACACGUCAUUGGGGCACGCGUUGUGCAAGAAACGAACGGCGAUCAAAGGGAUCUUGUUGAUUUGGUCGGCCAGCAUCAUUGAAUUAGCGAUCGGCCUGCAUAUAUACGACUUCUACGAGGGCGACAUGGCCGAAAUUUACGUUUGGAACACGUUCAUGUUCUUCAUUUGCCCGUUUCUCAUAUUCGCUAUGCUCGACUGCCUGAUCAUCUACAAUCUGAUGAUAUUCAGGGAGAUCGAGGGAUCGUGGCGGUCGAAAGAAUUAAGAUGCCAAAUCAUGCUAGAGAUCAUCACACUGGCUUUCUAUUUUAUUCGUGCGCCAUACCGAGUUGCCAGGGCGAUAAAUUUCAUUUGGCCGAAACUGUCGUGUUGCACGGACAGUAAGAGAGAGAUGCUUUUCUUCAUUGCCAAGAGCUUCCCAGCGAUCUUUUCCAUCAUUUAUAUGGCAUCGUCGAACGAAUUUCACAGUGCUCUUAAGGUUCGUUGUGUAAUCUCUGAUUAAAUCUUACUGAUAUUUUGAUCAUUUUAAAUAUUUAAUAAUAUUGGAAUCUUAAAUAUGCAUGCAUAACCGAAUAUUAACGGAUAUCGAUAAAUAUUGAAUGAUAUCAGUUUUGUUUCUUUUUUUACAGAACAUGGAAUCACAAGAGAAUUAAGA